UAAUUUAAAUGUCAACUGUUUCUACGCUAGUAGGAUUCGAACCCCAGAGCUGAAGCUAGAAUUGUGUAGUUCGGAUUCGCGAAAAUGAGCCGCCGCGGCGGUGGCGGAGACGGCGGCAGCAGCAGCAGUAUGAGUUCAGUAUUCUACGCAGAUGAAUACCAUCCUAUCCAAGCCGGCAGCAUCGACGGUACCGACAUUCUUCCCCACGACAACGGCGUCUACAGAGCUCUCCUUUGCUCCAAAGCAGCCCUAUAUGACCCCUUCGGCGACCCUAAAGUCACCGGCGACCCUUAUUGCACUCUCUUCGUCGGCCGUCUCUCUCAUCUCACCACCGAGGACACUCUCCGCAAGGCUAUGAGCGAAUACGGUCGUGUCAAGAACUUGCGGUUGGUCAGGAACAUAGUGACGGGUGCCUCACGUGGUUAUGCAUUUGUUGAGUUCGAAACUGAGAAGGACAUGCGUCGAGCAUACAAGGAUGCUCAUCAUACUUUUAUUGAUGAUUCUGAAAUCAUAGUUGAUUACAAUAGGCAGCAACUGAUGCCUGGCUGGAUUCCAAGAAGGCUAGGUGGGGGCCUCGGUGGCAAGAAAGAAUCAGGGCAACUUCGAUUUGGAGGACGAGAAAGACCAUUCCGAGCUCCACUGAAACAAAUUCCUUUUGAUGACUUAAAGAGGCUGGGCAUACCACCUCCUCCUGAAGGAAGAUACAUGUCGCGCUUUCAGAUCCCAUCUCCACCGAGAAGGAAAAGAAGUAGCUCGUCCGACUUGGAUGAGAAAGAGAAACGGGAUAGUAAGCAGCACAGACGCGCUAGACAUUCUUCUUCCUGGCGGCCAUCAUCGCGUGACAGAAGCCGUGUGGAUGAAAGAAGGAACUGAUAGGCGCCAUGCUUGGCUUGGAUCCAUCACUCUCUGUUUUGCAUAAUGCAACAUUGUAGGGUGUAAAAUAUACCUGUUUUUUACCCAUUGCCUCUGUAAAAAUUAAGUGAAUAGUGUUGGCAUUAUUUCAUGAGGGGAAAAUGCGAUCAGUUUUGAUGAUC
Messenger RNA from Salvia miltiorrhiza (redroot sage), 1034 nucleotides. Its product is annotated as U11/U12 small nuclear ribonucleoprotein 35 kDa protein-like. The record is from RefSeq and is a predicted model, not a curated record. Gene Ontology annotation, molecular function: snRNA binding; mRNA binding. Lineage: Eukaryota; Viridiplantae; Streptophyta; Magnoliopsida; Lamiales; Lamiaceae. Gene Ontology annotation, biological process: mRNA splicing, via spliceosome. The coding region runs from base 85 to 873 and encodes 262 amino acids. Gene Ontology annotation, cellular component: precatalytic spliceosome; U12-type spliceosomal complex. The transcript is spliced from 8 exons.